GCCUCUGAGAGGGAACUGGUAUCCCGGACCCAGGAGGCUGCCUGCUCGGUCCAAGCCCCCGGUCCACUCCAGGGAAGUCCUGGAGAGAGACUUGGGACUGGGUGGGAGGUGCCUGGGGGGUAUGCUCAGAGGGCCUGGGGACCACCAGGCAAGGCCAAGGCAGGAGGUAGCCCAGGGAGCCUCCAAGCCACAGAGACCAGCUUGAAGGAGGCCCCUCUAGCCCACCACGUGCUGAUGUCCAAGCCCUGGGCUGCGCCGGCCUGCCCACAGCCCUGUAAUGCCUCUGUUCCUCCUCCUCCUCCUCUCCCAGCUGCGGUGACAGAACCUGAUUCCCAGGGCCCAGCCCACGAUGACAAGGACUCCAUCGAGCAGGCCUGCACGCCCCAACAGGAUUCCCUUCUCCACUCCCUCCACAGCCCUGCUGACCAGAGAAACCCCGGGGAGUCCUCAACAAAGACCCCCGAACUGGAGUCCACCGUGCCCCCCAGAAAGAAGCCCCCACUGCCCCCCAAGCCUGCACACCUAAGCCAGCUCCCUCCUCCCCCGUGGCUGCCCAAAGCUCUGUUGUCCAGCGCCUCCAAGGAGGUGGAGCAAGGAGACUCCAGACAAGGUGAGACCCCCACGGCGUGCCAAGGUCACCCAGCUCCAGCCAGAUGCUCCAGUGGGCACAGCCAACAUGGCCCCAAGUCCACGGGCCCCAAGAGUCAAGCUGCAGGCAGCAAAGAGCCCCCCAAGCUCUCAGGUCUCAGCGAUGACCCCACUUCAUGGCAGCCAGGCCCCAGCCCUCCAGGAGAGAAGCCAGUGGAAGGACCCCAGCCUGGGGCCCUGGAGAGCCCCAAGACACUGCAGGGAAGCCAGCAUGAGCUGCACGGCCUGCUGAGCCAGGUGCAGGCCCUGGAGCGGGAGGCCGCGGACAGUGCGGACAUCACGGCACUGCGGGGGCUCUUUAAGGCCGUCUCUCCACCGGGAGGGGUCCCUCCAGCUGCCCCCAGCAAGCCCGAGGUCUCAGUGGACCAGGCCUUCGGGGAGCUGUCAAAGGUCAGCACAGAGGUAGCCCAGCUGAAGGAACAGACCCUGGCCAGGCUGUUGGACAUCGAGGCAGCCGUGCACAAGGUCCUCAGUUCCAUGUCCAGCCUGCAACCUGAGGCUAGCAGAGACCAGGGACCCCCGAAGGACCCAAAUGCCUGCCGGGUCAGCGUUGUGGACUACAGCGGAGCCAGGCCCAAUGGCUCAGGACAGGAGCUUAGAGAUCAAACUACCAUCAAGAGCCAAACCGAAGGCACCUGCCAUCCUGAGACGCCCGGUCAAGCCCAGUACAGAAACCACCCAGAGGCCGGAGUUCAAGCUGGCUUUCGGGCACCUUCCACCCGCGGGCUGGAGACACUGAAAGAAGGCUCAGGCCUCCCUCAAGCCUGGCCUUCCACCAGUGAUCCCUCCUCCUCCCCAACCUCCAUGUCCAGAGGAUCAGCCUCUGGGAGGCUUCCAGUGGUGCCCAGUCCUAGGGGCAGCCUCCAUGUCUCAGGGAGAAGCAAGGACCUGGAUGUGGGGCAGGUGAGUGCAGGGUCAGGCUGCUGCCCGCACUGCGGAGCCAGGAGGUCUGGGACUGAGACAUGUGCUGGUGUGGACGAGUCUAGGGCCACGGGACUGUCCUCCUGCAGCACCACAGGGCAGGCAGGGCUGCCCGGGGUGUCAGGCCCCCACCCAGAGCUCCAGGCCCCCCCGCUGCUGAGGCAGCUCUUGCCCAGUGGCCUGGCAGAGGCCGGGUUGGGACGUUGUAGUCACUCCCUGCCAGCUGCCCAGUGACACGGGCCUCUCUUUCCAAGGCCCAAGUGCUGAGGUGGUGCCAUCCUCCUCCUCCACAUGAGGCAAGGACAGGGAGAAAGUGCAUCUGUCUCUGUGGGGGAGCACAUCUUAGGUGUCCCCUCACACAAGAUCUAGCUCAGGCACCCAAAAUUCACCCCGGUGAGACCACCACUGCAGGGGACAGAGUCCUUGGAGUGACCCUCCACCCCCAGCCUGUGUUUUUUUUUUUCCAUUCAAAUGGCUGCAGGGGACGUAUGUGAAGUGGGGAGACGAGAAACAGCAGCCUCGAGAAGGGGGUCUGCCGCUUCCCUCUCUGCCCAUCUCAGCCACCCAAGGGAGUGCCCGGGGAAACCUAGAACUGGUGGAAGUCUGCGAUGAGCCCCUGCACGAUGCAGGCCUCAUGGCUCCCCAGCUCCACCAGGCCUGGGGUCAAGCUGUGCCUGGGGUCCAUUUGCUGUGGGAAAUGACCCCUGCCAUCAGAUUUCUCAUAGAGCCAUGGCCUCAGACUGGAGCGAGGAAUUGCUCUCUGCAGGAAAGGAAAAUCAAUCCUAGACCUUACCCAGGCUUUUCAGGUCCACCCCCAUAGAAAAAAAGAGUUUCAGGCAGAGUUGAAGAGUGAAGUAAAACAGUUUGAGAUUAUAAGGAAGAAGAAAAAGAGAGACAGGGUGGGGGGGAGAGAAAGAGAGGGAGAAAGAGAGAGAGAAAGAGGGAGAAAGAGAGAGACAGACAGACAGAGACAGAGACAGAGCACAGAAUACACAUCUCAGGUGGAGAUGCAGGCUGCCUUCAAGACUGGGGAGGUGUCCCACUUGCCUUUGCAGAGUUGUUUUAUAUAGUUUUUUUUUCCCCUCUAAGCUUUCCCCUCAUGUGGCUGUCUACUUAGAUAAGAGUCCACUGCUAUGGCAUUAUCGAGGGGAAGAGCUUGAAACUUUUGGUGUCCACCUUCAUGUCCUUAUCACAGCCCUUUGUUUCUGCUAGAACUUCUGGGGCGGAGGGGGCAGGGAGAAGGGGCAGCCUUCUUGGGGCCUGUGCUGGCGCCACUUAAGAGUCUUAUCAGACCUCAGUUCCUAUGUCCACAAAGUGGGUCCAGCCCUAAUGCUUUUAGCUACGGGGCUAGUGUUAAAGUAACUUCUUCCAAAUCCCCGCUUGGUUUUAUUAUGUGCCAAGAACUCGUUGCCAGCCCCACCCCUCCUGCUUCAGAACUGUUCCUGGAGCAGCUGCUCCUUGAUUCCUGGAGAGGACAAGGCCACCUGCGAGCACGCGGGAGGGGGCUCUGUUUGGGCUGGCCUGAGGGUCCCCCUCUGCAGUCCCUCCGGCUCCAGCUCCACUGUCAUGCAGUCAGCAAAGUCCCCACAUGCCUGAGGGCCGCCUCUCCACCCCCACUGCCCAGACUCUGUGCCCGAAUGGGAAGAACACAUUGUGAAUAAACCCCGGUGUG
Messenger RNA from Sorex fumeus (smoky shrew), 3241 nucleotides. Its product is annotated as xin actin-binding repeat-containing protein 1-like. Bases 235 to 1803 code for a protein of 522 amino acids. The record is from RefSeq and is a predicted model, not a curated record. NCBI's taxonomy places the organism in Eukaryota, Metazoa, Chordata, Mammalia, Eulipotyphla, Soricidae. The transcript has a single exon.